AUGGAAGAGGAUCAGCGACCAUGGACCAACGUAUGUCCAGAGCUCUUGGAUUCCAUCUACAAGAGACUUCCAUCCCACGUCGAUGGUACACACUUCGGCAACGUUUGUAAGAACUGGCAUCGAGUCCACUCCCGCAUCGCACUUUCUAAUCCACUACCGGUGUUCAUCAAACGUGCAAAAUUGACCAGCUCAGACGUCAUCCAGGUGCAAGAGGGUGGGCGACUUUUGCUAAAACGGCGUCGUGAAUCUCUAAUCCCGCAUUGGCUUUCGGCACUACCCACUGCUCCCGGCUCGAUGAUCCUCAUGGUGUAUGCAGACCUCUAUUUCAGCGUGCUUCGUCGUGGGAAAAAUGGAUUUGAGCAAAAAACAUAA
Messenger RNA from Linum trigynum, 372 nucleotides. The record is from the annotation of a GenBank genome assembly. Lineage: Eukaryota; Viridiplantae; Streptophyta; Magnoliopsida; Malpighiales; Linaceae.